AAAAAAUUUAUUCUAUGCUAUGUAAGCGAGAAGAAUAAAGUUAAAUUCAUUUUUUAUUUUUUAGAUAUUAAAGAACAAACGGGAUCAUCCUCCAGAUGAUUUAUCUAAAGCAGGUGGAAAUCAAACCCAAUGCUUCCUCGACUAUCUAUUAAAGGGCGCGUCCCACGAUGGCAGCGGACUCACAGACGUUGAGAUACGAGACGAAAUCACGUUAUUUUUGCUAGCUGGAACCGAUACAUCUGCAAUUUCUAUUUGCAAUAUAUUGAAACUAUUAGGAAAAUAUCCAGACGUACAAGAGAAAAUACAUGCUGAAUUUUUAAGUGUCCUCGGUGAUUCCGACCGACCCUUGCACAAGAAUGACUUGAAAGAGCUCAAGUAUCUCAAUAGAGUGGUCAAAGAAUCACUACGGAUGUUUCCACCAGUUCCUAUUAUUGUAAGGAAGACUAUGAAAGAAAUAACAUUACCAUCAGGAACAACUCUCCCAAAUAAUACUGGAAUUAUUAUCUUUGUGUGGGGAGUCAACCGAGAUCCUACUUAUUGGGGUCCAAAUGCAAAUUCUUUUGAUCCUGACAGAUUUCUUACAACUAACAGUAAUUUAUUAGCUAGCUUUAGUCUUGGACCUCGGAAUUGUGUUGGAUACCAAUUUGCAUUUAUAGUGAUUAAAGUAGCGUUGGCUACAAUUCUACGGCGAUAUAAAGUAGUAGGCGAAAGGGAAGAUAGUGAUGUUCCUAAAAUAAAUAGUACAUUUUCCAUUAUGCUUAGAGAUAGGGAUGGCUAUGAAAUAAGUUUGGAGAAGCGAUAAUUUUAAUUUAAAUUUGAUACAGAGGAUUCCUGUCAUGUCAUAUUUUAUUUUAGACAAUCUGAAACCAAAAUCACGUUUGGAUUUUGGCCAUUGAUUGACAGCAUUGGAAUCUUAGAAUGCUGUUAUUAUUUAUUUCUUUCCUUCUUUAUUUAAUUGGUGUAAAUAAAACUUUCUAUUAUUACAUAAUAAAAUGUAAUCAAAAAUA
Messenger RNA from Colias croceus (clouded yellow), 1007 nucleotides. Its product is annotated as cytochrome P450 4X1-like. Bases 410 to 802 code for a protein of 130 amino acids. NCBI's taxonomy places the organism in Eukaryota, Metazoa, Arthropoda, Insecta, Lepidoptera, Pieridae. The record is from RefSeq and is a predicted model, not a curated record. Gene Ontology annotation, molecular function: heme binding; iron ion binding; monooxygenase activity. The transcript has 5 exons.